This is a messenger RNA of Naegleria lovaniensis, 2769 nucleotides long. RefSeq lists its product as uncharacterized. The record is from RefSeq and is a predicted model, not a curated record. NCBI's taxonomy places the organism in Eukaryota, Heterolobosea, Eutetramitea, Acrasida, Naegleriidae. Gene Ontology annotation, molecular function: acid phosphatase activity. The transcript has a single exon. Bases 1 to 2769 code for a protein of 922 amino acids.
AUGGAAGCUUUUGUGAGUCAUUUACUUGACUUUUACUCCAAAUCCAUUCUCCGAAAUGAAUAUGCCAUCACCUAUUUGGAUAAUAAUUAUUAUUCAUUAUGUUUUCUAACGGGUUCAAUUUUGAUGAUGUGGACCUUCUUGAUUGCAAUACCAUUGAGUGUCAUACAAACAUGUUUCUUGAAAUACAAUGAAUUUUCGACAACUUCCAAACGAUCCAAUAGUCGAAUUUGGAGAAUAUGGCCUAGUACUUGUUCUUGCUUUCGUCAAAUAGAAUCCAAAUGGACACAUUUAAAAAUCUCAACUCGUUCAUCAUCAUUGGAAAUUCAUGAAAAGAAUUUGGAUCAUGCAGCCAAUCAACACUUUGAAGAAAUUGAAAGACAUGAUUUAGAAGAGUCAAACCAUCAUGAAAUGAGAACAGUUGAAUCGAAUUCACUUCGAACCUGUCUCGACACAUUCACAUGCAUUGCCUUCUUCAUUUCAUGUGUCUUGUUGGCAUUUAUUUUUUUAUUAAGCUCAACUUUUAGCAAGAUGCAUUUCAUGUGGUCGUCGUUGUGUAUGACAAGUGUAUUUUGUAUGUGGUUGUUGGGAGUUUUUGUGUUGGAUGUGAAAAGAAUAGUUGUUGGUCUUGUUAAAAACUGUCGACGACGUGACAACAAGCACACACAAAAGACCAUGGAAUUGAAUCAUACCUCUUCGACUCAUUCUUCGAAUGUAUCAAUUACCUUAGAAGAAGAAAUGGGACAUGAAGAAUGGAAUCCUGAGGAAACACAUGAAGAGAAAUUAUUAUCAACAAUUCCGAAAGACACUUCUUCUUUACAACCUGUCAAUCCUAUGGAACCCAUGGAGGACAAGACCAUUUCCACUCAACAGAAACACUCUCAACAAGAACCAUUCACACCAUUUUCCUCACGCCUCAUGUCACUAUUAAGGUUUUGCGUGAACACAAAAAUUUCACAUGUGGUUCCAAGUUCUCGAGCUGGUUCACUACUUUCACAAAUGGUCAAACCACGCAUUGCCAACAAGCCCAUUCUCUUCACGACACUCAUUCUAUGUGUGAGUGUUUCCCUAAUUUUCCUUUUCUGUACAUUACUUUCCUAUUCCUUGUAUCAUAUAUGCAUUGCUACAGAUCCAAUUGAAAUUUCAACUUUAUUUUCGAGAACAGUCCUGAGUAAUCGAACGUGUGCAUUGGACGAUAUUUGUUUUACGUAUUUAACCGUUCCAGAACACAUGAAUUCUCAAAUCAUUGUCAAUUUUCAAGUCUCCCUUUCGAGUGGUGAACAAUUUUUCAAUCCGUUAGUGGAAUUUAAAAAAUUCAAUCCAGCCCUUUCUUUCAAUCCAGACACCAUUCGAAAUCAUUUAGAUUUUUGGAAUUUCCUCCGUACAGAACAAACUCUCGCGCAGCAAGCCAAAUGUUUUCGAAUGGAAAAUAUUUUCGAAGAAAUUCGAUUUCAAUGUUUAGCUGAAAUAACCACUCUCGAAUCCGACUCUUCCUACAUGGUUCGAGCUGUUUUCGAAUCUGAUCCAAACUCUUCUCGUAAGCGUCACAUUGGAUCUAUUCUCAAAUUUCGAACGACACCUUCCGAAGAACAUUUCACAAAAAACAUUCCAUUCCUUAAUGGAGGAGAUUUAUCAUGGCGGGAACCAACAUUUGCUCUUGCAAAAUACAUUCACUCGUUGGGAAUGAAUGAUCACUCUCCGAAACAAAUGGAAGAUCUAGCUCCGUAUUUUGCCAUUGUCGGCGGUGAUGUUAGUUAUGAUAAUGGAUGUUCUGCUUGUUAUCGAAGAUGGGACGAUUGGUUUCAAAAAUGGAAUCUUUACAUGACGACGAGUAUUUCUUAUGAAUCUGAAGGUGGUCUGAUGGAUUCACAACAUGAUGAAAGAAGAAAUGAUGAAAACGAUCGUGCAUUGGAAAUUCAGAAGAAUUUUGAAAUUAGUCAUGUCUAUUCACUUCCCAUGUUGACAGCUGUCGGAAAUCAUGAAGCUGGAAAUUUCAUGAGACCUCGAUCCGAUAAUUCGUAUUACAUUCGUUAUUUUCCAAUGUCCAUUUCGAACGAGUCAACUGCAACCUUAUGGAAGGAUCAACAUCGAAUGGAAGAUCCACAAUUCACACGAUCGUUACAACACGUUCAUUACUUGUCAAGACAUACCAUGAUUGUUGUGUUGGAUAGUUGGGUUCAUGAAUCACCUUUCGAUCAAGUUCAAUAUUUAAUCGAUUUAUUUGAAAGUUCAGAGUUGAAGAAGAAACAACAAUUUGUGAAAAAUCGAAUUGUGGUGAUUCAUCAUCCCAUGUAUUCAUCGGAGAAGAUCAAGACUGUUAUUUCAAAGGAAAUGAUUAUGGCAUGGGAAAUUUUAUUUUUAAAGUAUAACGUGACAGCUGUGUUUGAAAAUCAUGUACAUGCUUACAAACAGACCUAUCCUAUUAAGGAAGGUAAGGUCGUGACGACACAAAGUGCAUCACAACUUGGAGAGUUUGAAACACAAGAUGACAAUUCUUUGUUUGUAUAUGAAAAACGACCACAUGAAUAUUCACAGCAUGGAAUUAUUUACAUUGGAGAUGGUUCAUGGGGAGUGACGAAUUGGGAUCCAAGUUUAGAUUUUGAAAAUCCCAUUUUUCGACAAGUGGGUUAUUUGAGUCAUGUGUUUCAUGUGAAUACGAGAGAAUUGGAAUCGGGUGAGGUCGUGUUGGAUUUAUCAGCACUGGGUUAUAAUACUACGACGGAGUCGAUUCAUCAGGUCGAAGGUUCGAGAUUGAGAAUUCUCACUGGAUGA